AUGCUGUUGCCCGGCACCUGUCUCCGAGGCGCCAGACCGGGGUAACCGUAGUUACGGGACCACCAGGACCGCAGCAUCAGCACCACAGACGGGGAGAGAGGUGGGAGGGAGUACUGCCAUCAGUGGUGCAAGAGAGCCAGACAGACACCCAGACAGACGGCUUAAAGAUGACUCUUGCCGCCUACAGAGAGAAGAUGCGAGAGCUCCCCCUGGUGUCUCUGUUCUGCUCCUGCAUCAACCCGCAGACCCUGGACUCCGCGCAUUAUAAGGCGGAAGACGCGGUGGACCUGGGUCUGGGCUCCAUGCGGGAUGUGGAGGUGAUCCCGCUGAGCCAGCGGGCGUCGGGCCAGGCCUUCCAGGUCAUCCUGCGGCCGCCCUCCUUCGACGGCGUGCCGGAGCUCCACGGGGCGCUGGGCCUCACCCCCCGCCGGGACCCCUCCCUGGAGGAGAUCCAGAGGCGGCUGGAGGCCGCCGAGGAGCGGCGCAAGUGUCAGGAGGCGGAGCUGCUGAAGCACCUGGCGGAGAAGCGGGAGCACCAGCGGGAGGUGGUGCAGAAGGCCACGGAGGAGAACAACAACUUCAUCCGGCACGCCAAGGAGCGGCUGCAGCAGAGGAUGGAGAACAACCAGGAGAACCGGCAGAACCGGCUGGCCGCCAUGCUGGAGCGGCUGCAGGAGAAGGACAAGCACGCAGAGGAAGUGAGGAAGAACAAGGAGAUGAAGGAGGAGGCGUGUCGGUAGAGGAGGGGGGCGUGUCCACGUGACUUGAAGAAGGGGCUUGUCCUCAAGGAGGGGUUUCUGUUUUGGAGGCGUGUCUUAAGAGGGGCGGGUCUGUGAUGGAGGCGUGUCUUGAGAAGGGUGUGUUUGUGAUGGAGGCGUGUCCUAAGAGAGGCAUUUCUGUGAUGGAGGCGUGUCCUAAGAAGGGUGUGUCUGUGAUGGAGGCGUGUCUUAAGAGAGGCGUUUCUGUGAUGGAGGCGUGUCCUAAGAGGGGUGUGUCUGUGAUUGAUGUUUAAAGUGUUCUGCUCUGAAGCAGCCAGUGAAGAAGUCUGAUUUCUACAUGGGGCGGGUGGGGGGGGUUAGGUAAACAAAACAUACACACUUACACACAUUAACACACAGUCUGACACUCUCGCACAAACAUCAACACACUACACCCAGUUGCUAUUUUGUAAAGGUUCAACGUCUGCAUGGUCGUUUUGUGGCGUUCUCUGGUGGAGUCGAAGCACAGGUCGGGGCCUGGAGGGUCAGCUCAUCAGGGGGGAGCUCUGACGCGUUUAAACUGCAGGGUGUUUCUCAAAAUAAACGUCUAUUUACACUUUUU
Messenger RNA from Gadus morhua (Atlantic cod), 1320 nucleotides. It is a transcript of the gene stmn4, whose product is annotated as stathmin-like 4. The transcript is spliced from 6 exons. Gene Ontology annotation, molecular function: tubulin binding. Bases 168 to 740 code for a protein of 190 amino acids. NCBI's taxonomy places the organism in Eukaryota, Metazoa, Chordata, Actinopteri, Gadiformes, Gadidae. Gene Ontology annotation, biological process: microtubule depolymerization; neuron projection development; regulation of microtubule polymerization or depolymerization. Gene Ontology annotation, cellular component: cytoplasm; neuron projection. The record is from RefSeq and is a predicted model, not a curated record.